This is a messenger RNA of Mastomys coucha (southern multimammate mouse), 1043 nucleotides long. RefSeq names its product C-X-C motif chemokine ligand 16 (gene Cxcl16). The record is from RefSeq and is a predicted model, not a curated record. Gene Ontology annotation, biological process: response to tumor necrosis factor; positive regulation of cell growth; positive regulation of cell migration. The coding region runs from base 46 to 903 and encodes 285 amino acids. Lineage: Eukaryota; Metazoa; Chordata; Mammalia; Rodentia; Muridae. Gene Ontology annotation, molecular function: chemokine activity; scavenger receptor activity; low-density lipoprotein particle receptor activity. The transcript is spliced from 5 exons.
GUCGGCUGGGUGACUUCGUCUCAACAAGCUCCGCAGAGGCCGGAGAUGAGACGGGACUUUGGAUCCUUGCCCCUUGCGUUCUUCCUUUUCUUGGCGUUGCGGAUCCUGCCAGGCGAUGGCAACCAGGGCAGUGUCGCUGGGAGUUGUUCCUGUGAUCGUACAAUUCCUUCUGGCACCCGGGUACCGCAGUCUACUUUGGAUCAUAUCCGAAAAUACCUGAAAGCAUUCCAUCGUUGUCCAUUCUUUAUCAGGUUCCAUUUGCAGUCCAAGAGCGUGUGUGGGGGAAGCCACGACCAGUGGGUUCGUGAACUAGUGAACUGCUUCGAGCUCAAAGAGUGUGGAACGGGUCAUGGGAAGAGUUCUCACCACCAAAAACAUUUGCUUCAAGCCAGUACCCGGACCCCUGAGGCCACAGAGGGCACACCUCCACACACAAGCACCCCUGCACAGACCUCUGAGGCCACAAAGGGGACACCUCCAGACACGAGCACUCCUGCACAGAUUCAGAGCACUCAGCAGUCCACUCUUCCAUCUGGAGCACUGUCUUUGAACAAAAACCUAACCCAACACUGGGAGACGACCAUUCUCCCUUCAGGCUACCGUGUGAAAGCUAGGUCUGAGGCUGAGGCAAAUGAGAAACAGCAAGAUGACAAACAGCAAAAAGAAGCAGGAGCUGGAGCUGGCACACCAGCCUUGGUACCGGUGCUGUCCCUCCUGGCCAUUGUCUUCUUCCUUGUGGCAGCCAUGUUCUAUGUCGUGUGCCACAGGAGAGAGACACGGCAGAGCUCUUCAGAUCUGCAGCUCUGCUACACACUUGUUGAACCAAGACCCCAGCGCCUGCAGCAAGAAUGGAGGCUCGUAAGAGAUGAUGCGGGGGAGGUGGCAGACAGGGCGGCAGGCUAGGCUCCCCGAUCAAUGAACCUGAGCUCAUGCUUUCUCAUGCUAUUUGAGACAAAGUACCUGUGUAUAACCUAGGACAGCUUUGAACUACUGAUCCUUAGCCUCUACCUCCUAGAUUCUGGGAUUAAAGACAUAUGCUACCA